AUGGUUACUAAUGUGUUGCCCGAUGCAAACAAUAUAACAGUUACAAACCGGUUAUCAUCCUGUGAUAAUUCAACAUUGAAUUUGACUCGAACUCUAUAUGAUCUUUACAGUUUAUAUCGAAAUAAUCUGACAUCAGAUGUAUUUUUUAAUGUCUCGAUUAUUAAUUUCAAUUGUACAAAUGAAACAGAAAAUUAUUUUAAACAUAUUAUAACUUUUACUCAUGCAGUUUCAAUUCGAAUACAAAUUUUAUUUGCUUCAAUAUAUUCCGAUUAUCUAAAUGCGAAUAAUUAUCAAUUGAAUGGUUUUAAAAUUAAUCAAUCGACAUAUUUUAAUCUUUCCUCAAUUACUACAAAUAAUAACGCAAUAUCAGACGCAUGUUCAAGUGCUGAUGCUGCAAAUGACCCACUUUGCCAAACAAAUUCAACGAAUCCAAUAUGUACAAUACUUUCAAAUCAAUGGAAUUUUAUUUGCAGUUCAACUAGAAUGAAUACUACUCAAUUACAAACACCACCGAUAGUAUCAGGUUUAAAUGCUUGGCAAUUAGGUCUUGUUUGUGCCUUAAGUGUUUUCUUUGUUUUACUUUUAAUUAUCUUCUUUGGAUAUUUUUAUCGUCGUUAUACACAUUCAAAACAAAUUGCUUUAUCACGUGUAAAUCUUUAUGAUGAUGAAAUCUUAAAGCAAAAAACUGAAAUCCCUCAAGGACGAGCCUUUCAAAAAGCAUCAACAAUCGUACAACCUAAACAUCGUAAUAAUACAGGUAUUUCUUGGAUACACAAAGAUUUUACUAUAAAUGCUGCUCAUAUUAAUGAAAAUGGUAUGAAUACAAAGUCACUUGAGCUUUACAAUCAAGGUACAAUUAUUGAUCGUAAAAAUAUUUAUGAUUUAAAUCUUCUACAAAAUUCCAAAUCACCCAAUGAUAUUUCAACUAGAAAAAUAGUUCCAACAAUUAUUAUUUCCGGAUCUGUAUCUGAAAAAUCACUCAAUCAAUUAAAAUCAACGACUGAAGAUAAUACUUCAAUGGAUCAAUCUAUUUUAAAUAAUUCAAGAACACAAUUAACAAAAUCACAAAUGAACGAUGUGCGCUUGACUGAUGAAAACCUAAGUGAUGAAGAUGCAUGGAUGUCUAUCCUAGAUGUUGUUAAUGCUGAACUUGCUAUACUUAAUGAACAAGAACGAAUACAAAUAUUAAUGUAA
Adineta steineri is the source of this 1194-nucleotide messenger RNA. NCBI's taxonomy places the organism in Eukaryota, Metazoa, Rotifera, Eurotatoria, Adinetida, Adinetidae. The record is from the annotation of a GenBank genome assembly.